UCCAGUGAGCGCUCGGCAAGCUUCUGGCGCUUUAUAGGAUUCACUAUAUCCGGUUAUUUGUACGGAACAAGUAAGUUGCAAUCAUGAGUGCGGAUGCUGAAAUGGCCAUUUUCGGGGAGGCCGCAAUAUACCUGCGAAAGCCGGAGAAAGAAAGACUUGAAGCCCAAAAUCGACCCUUUGAAGCUAAAACUGCAUGCUUCUGCGUCGACGUUAAGAAUGAAUUCACUAAAGGCACCAUUAAGAGCAGGGAAGGUGGCAAAGUGGUUGUGGAAACCCAAGAGAAACAGACUGUGACUCUUAAAGAGGACCAGGUCUUCCCAAUGAACCCCCCAAAAUUCGAUAAGAUUGAGGAUAUGGCCAUGAUGACCCAUCUGAGCGAGCCAGCUGUACUGUUUAACCUCAAAGAGCGUUAUGCAACCUGGAUGAUCUACACUUACUCCGGGUUGUUCUGUGUCACCGUGAACCCCUACAAGUGGUUGCCUGUGUACAAUCCCGAAGUCGUUAUUGGCUACAGGGGCAAGAAGCGUCAGGAAGCUCCUCCCCACAUCUUCUCCAUCUCUGAUAACGCUUAUCAGUUCAUGGCAACCGAUCGUGAGAACCAGUCCAUUCUCAUCACCGGAGAAUCCGGUGCCGGGAAGACUGUGAACACCAAACGUGUCAUCCAGUACUUCGCAUCAAUUGCAGCCAGUGGCGAAGGCAAGAAAAAAGAGCAUGGCAGCAGUUCGCUGAAGGGAACUCUGGAAGAUCAAAUCAUCCAGGCUAACCCUCUGCUGGAAGCUUUUGGUAAUGCCAAGACAGUGAGAAAUGACAACUCAUCUCGCUUUGGUAAAUUUAUUAGGAUUCACUUUGGAACCACAGGAAAACUGGCCUCAGCUGACAUUGAAACUUAUCUAUUGGAAAAGUCCAGGGUGACAUUCCAACUGAAAGCUGAGCGAAGUUACCACAUUUUCUAUCAGGUUACAUGUAACAAGAAGCCAGAACUUAUUGAAUUGAUGCUCAUUACCACCAAUCCCUAUGACUUUCAUUUUGUUAGCCAAGGGGAGAUUUCUGUGGCCAGUAUUGACGAUGGUGAGGAACUGAUGGCUACUGAUGAAGCCAUUGACAUUUUGGGCUUCACGGCUGAAGAGAAAGUAGGAAUCUAUAAACUCACUGGUGCAGUAAUGCACUAUGGUAACCUGAAGUUCAAGCAAAAGCCAAGGGAGGAACAAGCUGAGCCUGAAGGAACAGAAGUGGCUGACAAGGCUGCUUACCUGAUGGGUAUGAACUCUGCUGAGUUGCUCAAAGCAUUGUGUUACCCACGAGUAAAAGUUGGCAAUGAAUAUGUGACAAAGGGCCAGACAGUACAGCAGGUGCACAAUGCUGUUGGUGCCCUUGCAAAAUCCGUCUAUGAUAAAAUGUUCAUUUGGAUGGUACUGCGUAUCAAUCAACAAUUGGACACUAAACAACCCAGGCAAUUUUUCAUUGGCGUGCUGGACAUUGCUGGCUUUGAAAUUUUUGAUUUCAACAGCCUGGAGCAGUUAUGUAUCAACUUCACUAAUGAGAAACUGCAACAGUUCUUCAACCACCACAUGUUUGUUCUGGAACAAGAAGAGUACAAGAAGGAAGGAAUUGAAUGGGAAUUCAUUGACUUUGGAAUGGAUCUGGCUGCUUGCAUUGAACUCAUUGAGAAGCCCUUGGGGAUAUUCUCAAUCCUGGAAGAGGAGUGUAUGUUUCCUAAGGCCACAGACAUAACUUUCAGGAAUAAACUAUAUGACCAGCAUCUUGGAAAGACAAGCAAUUUCCAGAAGCCCAAGCCUCCCAAAGGGAAGGCUGAAGCCCACUUUGCUUUGAUCCACUAUGCUGGCAUCGUAGAUUAUAAUGUAAAUGGAUGGUUGGAAAAGAACAAAGACCCACUCAAUGAAACAGUUGUCGCACUGUACCAGAAGGCUUCACUGAAACUCUUGCAAACACUUUACAGUGCCCAUGCCUCAGAAGCUGAAACUAGUGGCAAGAAAGCAGGGAAGAAGAAGGGUUCAUCUUUCCAAACUGUAUCUGCUCUUUUCAGGGAAAAUCUGAAUAAACUGAUGACUAACUUAAGGUCCACUCACCCGCAUUUUGUGAGAUGUAUAAUUCCCAAUGAGACAAAGACACCAGGUGUCAUGGAUAAUCAUCUAGUCAUGCAUCAGCUCAGAUGCAAUGGUGUGCUGGAAGGAAUUAGAAUUUGCAGAAAGGGAUUUCCAAGCAGAAUUCUCUAUGGUGAUUUUAAGCAAAGAUAUAGGAUUCUGAAUGUAAGUGCAAUUCCUGAAGGACAGUUCAUCGAUAGUAAGAAGGCAUCUGAAAAGCUCUUGAAUUCCAUUGAUAUUGAUCGCACACAAUAUAGAUUUGGUCAUACCAAGGUAUUUUUCAAAGCUGGCCUCCUGGGUGCACUUGAGGAGAUGAGGGAUGACAAAUUGGCCCUACUUAUUACCCGAAUACAAGCUGUCAGCCGCGGAUAUCUCAUGAGAGUUGAAUUCAAGCGGAUGAUGGAGAGAAGGGAGUCAGUCUUUACCGUGCAAUACAACAUCCGUGCAUUCAUGAACGUCAAGCAUUGGUCAUGGAUGAAACUCUUCUUUAAGAUCAAACCUCUUCUAAGGAGCGCUGAAUCCGAAAAGGAAAUGCAGACCAUGAAAGAAGAGUUUGAGAAAAUUAAGGAGUUGCUAGCCAAAUCUGAAGCACGGAGAAAAGAACUAGAGGAGAAAAUGGUAUCCCUGAUACAAGAGAAGAAUGACCUGGCUCUUCAAGUGCAGGCAGAAAGUGAAACUCUGGCAGAUGCUGAAGAAAGAUGUGAGGGGCUCAUAAAAAACAAAAUUCAACUUGAGGCUAAACUCAAAGAAGCAAAUGAAAGGCUGGAGGAUGAAGAAGAAUCAAAUGCUGAGCUCACGGCCAAAAAACGAAAACUGGAGGAUGAGUGCUCAGAACUGAAGAAGGAUAUUGAUGACUUGGAGCUCACCUUGGCCAAAGUAGAAAAGGAGAAACAUGCCACAGAAAACAAGGUGAAGAACCUUACAGAGGAAAUGGCAAGCCUUGAUGAAAACAUUGUCAAGUUAACAAAGGAAAAGAAAGCUCUACAAGAGGCCCACCAGCAGACCCUGGAUGAUCUGCAGGCUGAGGAAGACAAAGUCAACACUCUGACCAAAGCCAAAUCAAAGCUGGAACAACAAGUUGAUGAUCUUGAAGGUUCUCUGGAGCAAGAGAAGAAGCUUCGAAUGGAUCUUGAAAGGUCUAAGAGAAAACUUGAAGGUGAUCUGAAACUAUCCCAAGAAACAAUAAUGGAUUUAGAAAAUGACAAGCAACAAACGGAAGAGAAGCUGAAAAAAAAAGAAUUUGAGAUUAGCCAACUUCUAAGCAAGAUUGAGGAUGAACAAGUUCUAGGUGUUCAGCUACAGAAGAAAAUUAAAGAACUUCAGGCUCGUAUUGAGGAGCUUGAGGAAGAGAUUGAAGCUGAACGUGCUGCUCGUGCUAAGACUGAGAAACAGAGAGCUGAUCUUUCUCGGGAACUUGAAGAGAUCAGUGAGCGACUGGAAGAAGCUGGUGGAGCAACUGCAGUACAGAUUGAAAUGAACAAGAAACGAGAAGUGGAAUUUCAGAAAAUGCGGCGUGAUUUGGAAGAAUCUACCCUCCAGCAUGAAGCCACAGCUUCAGCUCUUCGAAAGAAACAUGCUGAUAGUGUGGGAGAACUUGGGGAACAGAUUGACAAUCUACAGCGGGUGAAACAAAAGCUGGAAAAGGAAAAGAGUGAACUGAAGAUGGAAAUUGAUGAUGUCACCAGUAAUAUGGAAUCUGUAUCUAAAUCUAAAGCAAAUUUUGAGAAGCUCUGUCAUACAUUAGAGGACCAACUUAGUGAAACUAAGGCAAAGAAUGAUGACAAUGUGCGGUUAAUUAAUGAUCUAUCAGCACAGAAAGCUCGACUGCAGACUGAAAAUGGUGAAUUUUCACGGCAAAUGGAAGAGAAGGAUUCCCUGGUUUCUCAAAUGACAAGGGCAAAGCAAGCAUUUGCUCAGCAGAUUGAAGAGCUAAAAAGACAGCUGGAGGAAGAAAUGAAGGCUAAGAACGCACUGGCCCAUGCUCUUCAAUCAUCCCGCCAUGAUUGCGAUCUCCUCCGUGAACAAUAUGAAGAGGAAAUGGAGGCAAAGGCUGAGCUCCAACGUGGAAUGUCCAAGGCCAACAGCGAAGUGGCUCAGUGGAGAACGAAAUAUGAAACUGAUGCGAUCCAGCGCACUGAGGAACUGGAAGAGGCCAAGAAAAAACUUGCCCAGCGACUUCAAGAGGCUGAGGAUCACAUUGAGGCAGUGAAUUCUAAAUGUGCCUCAUUAGAAAAGACCAAACAGAGACUUCACAAUGAAGUUGAAGAUCUCAUGAUUGAUGUGGAGCGAGCUAAUGCUGCUGCAGCUGCUCUUGAUAAAAAGCAGAAGAACUUUGACAAGAUCCUGGCAGAUUGGAAACAAAAAUACGAGGAAUGUCAGUCUGAAUUGGAAGCAUCUCAGAAGGAGUCUCGUUCUUUAAGUACUGAACUCUUCAAAAUGAAGAAUGCUUAUGAAGAAUCCUUGGAACACCUUGAAACACUGAAAAGGGAGAACAAGAAUCUUCAACAGGAGAUUAACGAUUUGACCGAACAACUCGGAGAAAGUGGUAAAGCAUUGCAUGAGAUGGAAAAGGCUAAGAAGUUGGCAGAAACUGAAAAGUCUGAAAUUCAGAGUGCUUUGGAAGAAGCAGAGGCGGCUCUUGAACAUGAGGAAAGCAAGAUACUGCGUAUCCAGCUUGAAUUAAGUCAAGUAAAGUCAGAAAUUGACAGAAAGAUUGCUGAGAAAGAUGAGGAAAUUGAUCAAAUUAAGAGGAACAAUCAGAGAGUUGUAGAAACUCUGCAGACAUCAUUGGAGGCAGAGGUCAGAAGCAGAAAUGAUGCCCUGAGAAUCAAAAAGAAAAUGGAGGGUGAUCUGAAUGAAAUGGAGAUUCAGUUGAGCCAUGCAAAUCGCCAGGCAACAGAAGCUGUUAAGCAUCUCAGGAACGUACAGGCUCAACUUAAGGAGGCACAGUUACAUAUAGAUGAAGCUUUGAGAAGCAAUGAAGACCUCAAGGAACAGUUGGCUAUGUCUGAACGCAGAAGCAAUCUCCUUCAAGCUGAAGUAGAGGAACUGAGGGCAGCUUUGGAACAAACGGAAAGAGCUCGCAAGCUGGCUGAACAAGAACUUACUGAUGCCAGUGAGCGUGUGCAGCUUCUUCAUUCUCAGAAUACCAGUCUGAUCAAUACCAAAAAGAAGCUUGAAGCAGACAUGUCCCACCUUCAAUCCGAAGUGGAAGAUGCCAUUCAGGAAGCUAGAAAUGCUGACGAGAAGGCCAAAAAAGCAAUUACUGAUGCUGCAAUGAUGGCAGAGGAGUUGAAGAAGGAACAGGAUACAAGUGCCCACCUUGAGAGAAUGAAGAAGAACCUUGACCAGACGGUGAAGGACCUGCAGCAUCGCCUGGAUGAGGCUGAGCAAUUGGCCUUGAAAGGAGGAAAGAAGCAGAUCCAGAAACUGGAGGCCAGGGUCCGUGAACUGGAGAGUGAAUAUGAAGCAGAACAGAAACGUAGUGCUGAUGCUAUCAAAGGUGCUCGCAAAUUUGAGAGAAGGGUUAAGGAGCUUACCUAUCAGUCUGAAGAAGAUAGGAAGAAUCUCUUGAGGCUGCAAGAUCUUGUUGACAAAUUACAAUUGAAGGUUAAAGCCUACAAGAGGCAAUCAGAGGAAUCUGAAGAACAGGCUAAUGUUCACCUGUCUAAAUUCAGAAAAGUUCAGCAUGAACUUGAGGAGGCGGAAGAGCGUGCUGACAUUGCAGAAUCCCAGGUUAACAAGCUCAGGGCUAAAAGCCGUGAUAUUAAGAUGGUAGUGAAAGCUGAAGAAUAAUUACAAGCUUGAAGAGUUCACCGAAGAAAUUCACAAAAUGUGCAUUUCUUUGUGACUUAUUUUUGUAUAUUAAGUUGGACUUGUUAGUAAUGCAUUACCAAUAAAGAUAGUAUUAACCUGCUGUGGUUUGUCAUGUCCUA
Mobula hypostoma (lesser devil ray) is the source of this 6037-nucleotide messenger RNA. RefSeq names its product myosin-4-like. Gene Ontology annotation, molecular function: ATP binding; actin filament binding; microfilament motor activity. Lineage: Eukaryota; Metazoa; Chordata; Chondrichthyes; Myliobatiformes; Myliobatidae. Gene Ontology annotation, biological process: muscle contraction. Gene Ontology annotation, cellular component: myosin II complex; myosin filament; cytoplasm. The record is from RefSeq and is a predicted model, not a curated record. The transcript is spliced from 41 exons. The coding region runs from base 84 to 5897 and encodes 1937 amino acids.